UCGUCGUCAUCACUCUGCGCCUCUCCAGUCAACAUGGCGCAGCCCCUCGUCGAGCAUGUUGUGGCCGACGCUGGAGCUUUUCUGAAGCGAGCUUCUCUGCAGAACUUUGGCAAGAACAUCUACACCCUCCGGGAUGUGGUGAACGAGAUCCGGGACAAACCCACCCGGAAGAGUCUGGCCUUCCUGCCCUACCAGCUGACCUGGAAGGAGCCGAGCCCGGAAUACGUGCGCCUGGUCACAGACUUCUCCAAGAAGACGGGAGACUAUCCCAGUCUGUCGGCCACCGACAUCAAGGUCCUGGCUCUGACCUACCAGCUGACGGUGGAGCACGUGGGCUCGCAGCACCUGAGGAAGGAGCCGGAGAUGAAGCUCAACGUCUGCAGCACACAGCGCCACCCAGAGACUCCCGUCAACAUGGCAGGCUUCCAUCUGCCCUCCAAGAACAAAGCGGAGGAUCUGAAGCUCCGACAGAAGGUGGCGCCGGCCCAAUCCGAACCUCCCUCCAACACCGCAGCGUCCGACUCACAAGAGGACUCCUUCAACAGCUUCCAGUUCUGGAGGACGCCGCUGCCGGCCUUCGAGGACCAGCUCCUGGACCUGCUGAAACCUUCAGAGGACGAGGAGGAGACGCCGCCUGUUCCCGCCGCAACUGACGGCGACACCUUCAACAGCUUCCAGUUCUGGAGGACGCCGCUGCCGGCCAUGGAGGACCAGCUCCUGGACCUGCUGAAGUCCAGCGAUGCCUCUGAGCCUGUGGAGAAGACCACGCCUGCAGACGACGACGACGAUGAGGAGGAGGAAGAGGAGGAGGACGACGACGAAGGCUGGAUCACUCCCAGCAACAUUGGACAGGUGAAGAUGGACUCUGCCGACUGGAGAACGCCAGCACAAGUCAAAGUCGGGUGUUUGACCACCGAUUUUGCCAUGCAGAACGUUCUGGUCCAGAUCGGCCUCAACGUUUUGUCGGUGGACGGAAUGUUGAUCAAGCAGGCGAGAAACUACAUCCUGCGAUGCCACGCCUGCUUCAAGAGCACCAGCAACAUGAGCAAGCAGUUCUGCCCCCACUGCGGCAACAAGACACUGAAGAAGGUGGCGGUGACGCUGAGCCAGGACGGCAGCCUGCAGAUGCACUUCUCCAGGAACCCCAAAGUGCUGAACACGCGAGGACUCCGGCACUCCCUCCCUCUGCCACAAGGGGGCAAACACAGCAGCAACCCUCAGCUGGUGGAGGACCAGCGCUUCCCGCAGCAGCGACUCUCCCAGAAGGCCCGGCAGAAGACCGACGUCUUCGACCCGGACUACGUCUCCGGCUCCUCGCCCUUCUCCCAGAACGACAUCUACAGCCGCGCCGCCAGCCUCCACCUGCGGGACGGGCAGUGCGGCGCCGGCAGGAGGCGGGUCAACCCCAACGCCAGCCGCAAGAAGUUCGUCAAGAAGAAGUGACAUGGCCGUUUCGGAUCAGAACAUUAAACUGGAGAAAAAAAAAAUCCCCCCCCAAAUAUUUUUAUUUGUUGUUGCAAUAAAGAAAUAUUCGACCAAAGCUUCCCUCACUGCUGAGG
Messenger RNA from Synchiropus splendidus (mandarinfish), 1559 nucleotides. RefSeq names its product NIN1 (RPN12) binding protein 1 homolog (gene nob1). The transcript is spliced from 10 exons. The coding region runs from base 34 to 1443 and encodes 469 amino acids. The record is from RefSeq and is a predicted model, not a curated record. Gene Ontology annotation, molecular function: RNA endonuclease activity. Gene Ontology annotation, biological process: ribosomal small subunit biogenesis; maturation of SSU-rRNA. Gene Ontology annotation, cellular component: preribosome, small subunit precursor. NCBI's taxonomy places the organism in Eukaryota, Metazoa, Chordata, Actinopteri, Syngnathiformes, Callionymidae.